AAUUUGCAUAUGGAGGCCAUCCAUACCCUUUCAGUGGCAUCUUUGAAAUCAACCCCGGCAAUGCUGCCGAACUGGGAGAGACAUUCAAAUUCAAGGAGGCCAUUGUUUUGGGCACCACUGACUUCACAGAGGAGGACAUAGAUAAAAUCAUGGAGGAGCUCGGUAAAGAGUUCAAAGGGAAUGCCUACCAUCUAAUGCACAAAAACUGCAACCACUUCUCCUCCUCGCUGUCUGAGGUCAGUCUCAUACAACUAUGUUCCUCUAGGUCUAAGUAAAAACCUGUA
Molecule: messenger RNA, 284 nt
Organism: Pundamilia nyererei
Lineage: Eukaryota; Metazoa; Chordata; Actinopteri; Cichliformes; Cichlidae
Product: desumoylating isopeptidase 2-like
Exons: 2
Biological process (GO): protein deubiquitination
Molecular function (GO): deubiquitinase activity
Source: RefSeq, a predicted model, not a curated record